GUUUCCGCUGCGUGCAUUCGCGCCCGUACAUGAACUGCACAACGCGCCUUGUCGACCAGAAAUACGCAUGUGCCACGAUAUACCGUAGCGGAUCUUUUCCUAUGUGCCUCACGAGGGCCGUCGGCCAAUAUCUGAACUUGGAUUUCUUUUCUCAACUGUCGGCAUAUCCUCGCCCAUCUCGGAAAGCAAAUAGAGCUGGGCUGCCUUAAAGACAGAGAGAGGUGGAUAGCAGCAGCGAAACGCGGUAGCCCUUUUGGUCGCAUACACCAUGCUGCGUCGAUCCUUGCUCGCGCUUCUGCCUCUCAUAGGCGUCGCGUUCUCGCAGAGUGCUUCACAGUUCACCGAUCCUGUAACCGGAUUUCAGUUCACUGGUCUCACCGACCCUGUUCAUGAUGUGACGUACGGCUUUGUCUUCCCGCCACUGGUCACCUCCGGCAACCAGUCGACUGAGUUCAUUGGAGAAGUCGUCGCACCUAUUGAGGCCCAAUGGAUCGGUAUUGCGUUGGGCGGUGAAAUGAUCGGAGAUUUGCUACUUGUUGCAUGGCCGAAUGGCAACGAGAUCGUCUCUUCCACCCGCUGGGCUACCGACUACAUACAACCGAUUGCUUAUACCGGUCAAGCUACUCUUACCACUCUAUCUGAAACGAAGGUGAACUCCACGCAUUGGCAAUGGGUCUUCAGGUGCCAGGGAUGCACUGAGUGGAACAACGGCGAAGGCAUCGACGUCACCAGCGAGGGCGUCCUUGCGUGGGCGUUCUCGAACGUUGCUGUGGAUGACCCCUCAGAUGCUGAAAGUACUUUCAGCGAGCACACCGACUUCGGUUUCUUCGGCAUCGACUAUUCCUCUGCCCACAGCUCCAACUACCAGAACUAUCUGGCUGGCAAUGCGGGAAACCCUACCACCACGUCCAGCACGCCAACGAGCACGAGCUCUUCGACCAGCACUGGACCAACCGCAUCUGCAACGCCCUACGAUUAUAUCGUCGUUGGUGCCGGACCUGGCGGUAUUAUUAGUGCUGAUCGUCUUUCGCAAGCUGGCAAGAAAGUCCUCCUUCUCGAGCGCGGCGGUCCCAGUACCCAAGAGACCGGUGGAACCUAUGUUGCUCCUUGGGCUGAGGGCAGCGGUCUGACCAAAUUCGACAUUCCCGGGCUGUUCGAGUCUCUCUUCACCGACCCCGAUGACUUCUGGUGGUGCAAAGACGUAACUGUCUUUGCUGGAUGCCUUGUUGGAGGCGGUACAUCUGUUAAUGGAGCUCUCUACUGGUACCCCAACACCCAAGAUUUCUCGUCGAGUGUUGGUUGGCCCAGCAGCUGGGAAAAUCACACCCCGUAUACUAGCAUGGUACAGGCCCGCCUUCCUAGCACGGAUCACCCUUCGACCGACGGCGAGCGCUACCUCGAGCAGACAUUCGGCGUUAUGUCUCAGCUUCUCAGCGGCCAAGGAUACAGCAACAUCACUAUCAACGACAAUCCCAACUAUAAGGACCACGUGUAUGGUUAUAGUUCUUUCGAUUUCCUCAACGGAAAGCGUGCCGGCCCUGUUGCCACCUAUCUCCAAACGGCACUGGCCCGCCCCAACUUUACUUUCAAGCAGAAUGUCAUGGUCUCCAACGUCGUUCGCAACGGCUCGCAAAUCCUCGGUGUCCAGACGAACGACACUACGCUGGGCCCCAAUGGCUUCAUUCCACUGACCACGAACGGCCGUGUCGUUCUGUCUGGUGGCGCCUUCGGCACCUCGCGUAUUCUCUUCCAGAGUGGUAUCGGCCCCACAGACAUGCUCCAGAUCGUGCAAGGCAGCUCGACUGCGGCGGCGGCGCUUCCACCGCAGGAUCAGUGGAUCGAUCUCCCCGUUGGCUACAACGCCCAGGACAAUCCUUCGAUCAACCUGGUGUUCACUCACCCCAGCGUUGACGCCUACGAAAACUGGGCCGACGUCUGGAGCGACCCACGGCCGGCUGACGCAGCCCAAUACCUCGAGAACCAGUCCGGUGUCUUUGCCAGUGCUUCUCCUAGAGUUAACUUCUGGCGCGCGUACUCGGGUUCCGAUGGCUUUACCCGUUAUGCUCAAGGAACUGUUCGCCCGGGUGCAUCUCUCCCCCUGAACACGUCGUUAUCGUACAACUCAAGUCAGCUGUUCACGAUCACCGUCUACCUCUCGACUGGUAUCCAGUCUCGGGGACGCGUCGGUAUCGACGCCGCGCUACGCGGAACAGUGCUCACGGCCCCGUGGCUCGUGAAUGCGGAUGACAAGACCGUGAUCCUCCAGGCCCUGAACGACGUCAUCUCGAACAUGGACUCCGUCCCAGGCCUCACUUUGGUCGUGCCGGACAAUACCCUGACGAUGGAGGAGUAUGUCAACGAGUACGACCCUUCGACGAUGAACUCGAACCACUGGGUUUCGACCACGACGAUCGGUUCUUCCGCGCAGAACGCGGUCGUAGAUGAAAACGCCAAGGUCUUCAACACCAACAAUCUGUUUGUUGUCGAUGCUGGUAUCAUUCCCCACCUGCCCACGGGUAAUCCUCAGGGCACGCUCAUGUCUGCUGCCGAGCACGCUGUUGCAAACAUUCUUGCGCUCGCAGGAGGUCCUUGAGAAAAUCCUUUAUUGUUCUAGGGCUCGUAGACGUAAAAAUAUAUGCUUGUACGCUAUCGAUAGAAGAACGUGGUCGUCU
Molecule: messenger RNA, 2672 nt
Organism: Phanerochaete carnosa HHB-10118-sp
Lineage: Eukaryota; Fungi; Basidiomycota; Agaricomycetes; Polyporales; Phanerochaetaceae
Exons: 14
Coding region: 269-2593 (774 amino acids)
Molecular function (GO): flavin adenine dinucleotide binding; oxidoreductase activity, acting on CH-OH group of donors
Source: RefSeq, a predicted model, not a curated record